Zingiber officinale is the source of this 3971-nucleotide messenger RNA. Its product is annotated as beta-glucosidase 16-like. The transcript is spliced from 11 exons. NCBI's taxonomy places the organism in Eukaryota, Viridiplantae, Streptophyta, Magnoliopsida, Zingiberales, Zingiberaceae. The record is from RefSeq and is a predicted model, not a curated record. Gene Ontology annotation, biological process: carbohydrate metabolic process. The coding region runs from base 2633 to 3799 and encodes 388 amino acids. Gene Ontology annotation, molecular function: beta-glucosidase activity.
GUUUGGGCUUUCGUCUUCACCACCUUGGAAGAACCUGCAAGGAAAGCUAUACCUUUCUCGACCUGUUUUGAGUUAUUUUGUGAAUUAUCUUUUGAGUUAUUUUGUUCAUUUAGCUCUAAUUCACAAAAUAACUGUCUAAUUUUAACUUUGACAAGUUUCUUAAAACUUUAUAGGCAUCUAUUAUAUUAUAGAUGCCCACAAUGCAUUUCGAGGAAAUGAAUUUAGGCCAUACUUUAUAACGUCCCUAUUUUCCAGCUGGUGGGCGAUCAAAUGAAGUUCGUUGAGGUUGUCCUUGAUUCUUGUGUGUAGUUGGGUUAUCAUUUCUCCUUCCUGUAUUUUUUAUGUUAAGUAAAUUGUUUAAUAAUAAAUCAUGCUUCGUUACCUUAACAUCGCUUAUGCCUUCGUGUAACUCAACCAGCUUGUCCCAGAGCUCCUUUGAGUUUUCGAACAGUCCUACACAGUUGAGUUCUUCCUUUGUUAGCUCACACAGGAGGGUGUUUAGUGUCUUUGAGUCAAUUUGGGUCUUCUUCUUCAUUUUCGGAUUUUAAUUUUCUGGGUUAAGUGGCACAUCGGUUGCAUCGUCUUUUGGAGCCUUGUACCCUCAUUGUAUGUUGAACCAUUGAUCGAUGUCAGUCUUCAGGUAGACCUCCAUCAUCCUCUUCCAAUAUGGGAAGUCAUCCCCACUGAAGAGUGUAGAGUGAGCAGUGCUAUACCCUUUGCUUUAUGCCAUUUAGAUCUUGCAAAAAGAAUGAAUAAAGAAACAAAGUCCCAAGACUUGGAUUAGUAGUACCGGAGAGAAAGAAUAACAAAUGUGAAAAAGCGAUUCGAGUGGUGUUGCACCAAUUUUGAGCAAUUACAUAAAAUUGGAAACUUUGUCAAAAGAGUUGAUCACCAAUUCAGACUUGAGUUGAAAAGUUAAAAACCGAAAAACGAAAUAAGAAAAAGAAAACCCUACUCGAAUGUUAAUUGCACUAAUUCAGAACGAACCUGCUCAGAUACCACUUAUUGGAUUGAUGCACGUGAGAGGGGAGACGAAUCACGUGUAUUUUAAAAUUUUCUUUUUUAAAAAAAAUAAGUGCACAGCGGAAUAAGAACUAAGUACGAAAAGACAAAAAAACAAAUAUACAAGUAUUUACUUGGUUUGGAGCCUUCGACAACUCAUAUUCCAAGAUUCAGGCCCUUUAAACCUUUCCUGAUGGAUAAUCCACUAAAAUUCUGUACUGGUAAACUAUUGGUAAAGUAAUUGAGAACAAAAAAGAAAGGAAGUGUGACAAGCCUGCACUUCCUUAUGCAAUAAUUAAAUUAACUUAAAAGUGUUACCCAAUACAAAGACGGAGAAAUGAUUAAGCUCGAGUGUCGAUGUUGGUCCGUCUGCAGUAGUUGGGUGUAGUAGCGUCGUAGCACAGUAGUAACAUGAAGAUAGCACAGAAGGAUGAUCAUGGAAGCUGGUAGAAAAGUUGUGUCAUUGCUCUUGGUCGAACCCUCCUUUUAUACAACAUUAGAGGCGCCUCCAACAGUUCAGGGCGCCUCCAAUAUCGCUUAUAUGAUUCGUAAACUUCAACUUCUAUCUGUUUGAAGGCGCCUCUAACAACUCUGAGGCGCCUCCAUCACCUCCGAGGCUCCUCCAAUCACCUUUGAGACGCCUCCAUUGGCCGAAACUCUAUCUGCGAAACUUAUUUGCACGAGGGUACCUUCACCCUCCAUGGAGCCUUCAUCACAUCAGCUGAGGUGCCUCCAAGCACUUGAGCCGCCUCGAGCACUGUUCAUCCGAGGGUGAUUUUUUGCACUUAACUCCCGUAAAAAUAUAUUAGUCCAAUAAUAAAAAAAUAACCUGCAAAAUAGAGUUAGUACAUAACAAAAUAAGAUUUAUGAAUGAGAUCAUGCCUUACCAAGACUAAGAUAUAGUUUGGUCUCAAUUUAUACUUCCAAAAUAGAUCUAAGUUGGAUCAACACGUACAAUCCCAUUGGGGCUCGUCCUCACUAAAUGUCUUUCUUCCAGUGCUUAUCUCACUUACCAUUUGCAAACUUACUUAACUUUGAUCUCAUUAACCCACCAGGUCUUCCUACCAGAUGUCUUAUUUGUUAGGUCCCGUAGACCUAACUGGAAUUCUUGCCUGAUAUCAACCUAUCUGGGCUUUCUGUCAGUUAUCAGGUUCUCCAGGUCUAAUUGGACUUCAACCUAGUGUCAUGUCCUAUCAAGUCUUUUUGUCAUGCACACUUAGUAAACAACUCAUAACACACAAUAUCUAAGUUUAACCUUUUGUAUAUAUCAAAACCUGAGUUUGAUUAUCAGUGUUGAUUGCACCAAUGGUUUUUCUAUUAUUCCCUUUUAGAUUGAAGGUGCAUAUUCUGAAGAUAACAAAAGUUUGAGCAAUUGGGAUGUCUUCACACAUGUACCAGGUAAUCAAAGCUAUUAGAAAGAUCGACUCCAAAGUCCUCCCUAUUUAUUAUGGAAACAUUGAGGAUGGGGGAAAUGGUGACAUUGCUGACGACCACUAUCAUCGGUUCAUGGAAGAUAUUAACUUAAUGCAAGAACUUGGGGUUAACUCCUACAGAUUUUCCAUCUCAUGGUCAAGAGUUCUUCCAAGAGGUCAAUUUGGCGAUGUAAACACAAUAGCUAUACAAUUCUACAAUGGACUUAUUGACACCCUUUUGCACAAAGGCAAAUAUAUCUUUUGGAAUUCAACCAUUUGUGACAAUCAACCAUUUUGAUAUACCUCAAGAACUUGAAGAUAGAUAUGGUUCAUGGUUGAGUACACACAUACAAGAAGAUUUCGGCUACUUUGCAGAAGUAUGCUUUAGGGAAUUCGGAGAUAGAGUGAAGCUUUGGUCAACACUCAAUGAACCAAACCUUUUUGCGAGAUUUGCUUAUCGAGAUGGAACGUUUCCACCAGGGCGUUGUUCAGAACCAUGUGGAAAUUGCCAUACUGGAGAUUCAAAAACAGAACCAUAUAGAGCCGUCCAUAAUAUGAUUUUGUCGCAUGCAGUUGCAGUUGAUAUCUAUAGGAAAAAAUAUCAGGUCAAACAAGGUGGUUCCAUUGGAAUCGUUGUCACCUCAAAAUGGUAUGAGCCAUUGACAAAUUCAACAGAUGAUUGUUUAGCGGCUGAACGAGCUUUAUCUUUUGAACUCCUAUGGAUUUUAGAUCCCAUACUGCUCGGUGCUUAUCCCCAGCCAAUGGUUGAAAUCCUUGGUUCUAGAUUGCCUUCCUUCACAUCGGAAGAAAAGAAACUACUGCAGAGCAAAUUGGAUUUCAUUGGAAUCAACCAUUACGCGAGCAAUUAUGUCGAGGAUUGCAUGUUCUCUUCGUGUGAUUUGGAUGGCUAUGACUUUGAUGCAUUAUUACUCAAAACUGGAUAUAGAAAUGGGAUGCUGAUAGGAGAUCCUACUGCUAUGCCGACAUUUUAUGUCGUUCCCCGUGGAAUCGAAAAUCUGGUCCUCUAUAUCAUGGAAAGAUAUAAAAACAUUCCUAUGUACAUCACAGAAAAUGGCUAUGCACAAGAAAGCAAAGGUACAUAUGAGGAAUUGCUCAAUGACACACAGAGGAUCAAAUUUAUGAGCUCCUACCUCAAGUUUUUGCACUCGGCCAUGAGGAAGGGAGCUGAUGUGAGAGGCUACUUUUGCUGGUCUCUUCUCGACAAUUUUGAGUGGGCACAUGGUUAUACUGUCAAAUUCGGGCUCUAUCAUGUCGACUUUCAGAUGCUACGAAGAACAGCAAAGCUGUCUGUUAACUGGUACAAGAAAUUUCUCAGUAGUGAAAAGCUACAAACGAAGACCAAAACACUGGGAUUUGAGGUUUAACUGCCGUUUCCAUAUUGAAUUGUAGAUCCUCUCAUGAAAACAACAUGCAACCAAAUUCUUAUUAUUCCAUUUGUAACUUCCAUUGUUAUGUCAAAUAUCAAUAAACCAAUCCAGAUCCACUGUAUAUAUUUUUAAAAUUUCUAAGAUUGUUGGUUAUAUUUGAUUCCAAAUA